UGAAAGUGAACAGUUUGAUACAGAUGCACGGCGCAGAUAAAUGAGCCAAUCACAGCGGCUCCAGCAGGAGGGGCUGGCAGCUCUCUGGUCAGCAGCGCACCACACAAAGUUGUCGAGCAUCUCCCGAGUCCCCGCCUGCUUUGGCUUCACUUGAUAUAUGUCACACCUGCAUCCUCUCCUCCACACACACACACACACACACACACACACUCUAACCUUUUUUUCUUUCCACUUUACUUUCAACCUUCCAACUGUCUGAGCGAUCCGAGUCUGAUCCGAGGUGUGUGUCUCGACUCGUUGUCCAAGAUGCUGGCUUGUACGGAGAUGAUCACUAUGUGCCUGCAAUCGGCCAAACAGAAGCACCUUCGGGCUCAGCAGCAGCAACAGCAGCCGCUGCACACCACCGGACAAGGGCUUACUAUUUUUCAUGAUAUUUUCCGCAGAGCAGACAAAAACGAUGAUGGCAAACUGUCAUUUGACGAGUUCAAUGCUUACUUUGCGGAUGGGAUCCUGACUACUGAGGAGCUGCAGGAGCUUUUCUACUCCAUAGAUGGCCGACAAAAUAACAAUCUGGACACUGACAAGCUAUCAGAUUAUUUCUCUCAGCACCUGGGGGAGUAUCUCAAUGUACUUUCAGCUCUGGAGAGCCUGAAUGUUGCCAUUUUAAAGGCAAUGGAUAAAACUAAAGAGGAGUACCAGGAAUCCAGUGUGUUGGGCCAGUUUGUCACCAGGUUCAUGCUAAGAGAGACAUCCAGUCAGCUUCUCUCUCUACAGAGGUCACUGCAGUGUGCCAUGGAGGCUGUGGAAGAGCAGAGCAGCCCUUCCCCGAGAGAGGCCAAGGCACCGGAGCUGACAGCGGUACAGAAGAAUGGCAGGCGGUGUGGCCGCAGGGUCCAUAAUAACCUGUGCAUGUCCCCAUCGGAUCCUUGCUCUGGCAUCUUGACCACGGGUGUGAGCAUGGAAGAUGAUGAGAACUGGUGCUCUCAAAUCAACAGGCUGCAGCAACUGUUGGAUAAACUGGAGUGUCAGGGUCCCAAAUUGGAGCCACUGAAAGAAGACACACUGGCCAGCACAUACAAGUCUAACAUCCUGCUGGUUCAGAGGCAGAUGUCAGUAACUGAUGAAAAUCUGGACAACUUCCGAAAAGUUCUGAAGGGCUACAUCGAUGCCACCUCAGCUCACUCUGACAACCUGCAUGUGUCCGUUCAGAAGCUCCCGGGAAAGUCGUGUUACAUAAUGUAUGAGUUCUGGCAAGACCGCAUCUCCUGGAUGAGCUACCUGCAGUCUAAUGACAGCAAAGAUUUCCAGCGCUGCAUCAUUGACAUGAUGGAGGAUUCUGAAGUCGUCUCUACCAUGUUGCUCCCAGCUUCCUGGUGGAUCAUGACUAACAACUAACAACUGAAUCCACAGUGUCACAUCUACUGCCUACACUGUCACAUGGACAAAGGACACACUGGCGCAUCAACCCACCCUCCCACACGCACACACAAGUGCAUGUACAAACACACGCACACAGAGGAAUUCAAAAGGCAUCCAUGUGUUUGAAACAGCAACAGGAGACAGAGACAACGGCGUCAUCCAGAUAUCUCCAGCAACAUCUUUUAAUGUUCCUCUGUCUUCGACUGCUCAUUAUUGUGCCGCUUGUAUCAAAAGGGAUAGCUGCCCCCUAUAGCCAAUCUAUAGACUUGAAAAUGACUGAUUCUCUGCAAUGCAAAAGCAAUUUUAUUGAAGUUUUAUAUAUAUAUACAGUAUAUAUACAGUAUAUAUAUAUAUAAAACUCUCUCACUUGUGCUAUGGCCUCCCCUCUCUCUUGCAGUGUUUGAUAUUAUGCCAGUGGGGAACAACAAAAAAAGAUCCUAGUAUAGGCUAGUAGAGCCAAAUGGAAUGAAAAUUACGAUGCCAGUAGUGUUUUGUGUUUUUGAUGAGUUGUUUACUGUUGAAUAGAAUUAAAUGGGAGGAAAAAGGCAGAGAGGAUGAGGAGAGUUGCUGCAGCCUAAACAUGCAUGCUAAUGACUGUGGCCAAGAGCUUUCAGGAAUAGUUCCUUUAAAUCCUGGCUGUAUAUGCUGUAUGAUACUGUACCACUGUUUUUUUUUUCUUUCUUUUAUUUAGCUAUUCUUCUGUCAUGUGCACAUACUGCCAAAAAAAAA
Molecule: messenger RNA, 2148 nt
Organism: Larimichthys crocea (large yellow croaker)
Lineage: Eukaryota; Metazoa; Chordata; Actinopteri; Sciaenidae
Gene: necab3
Product: N-terminal EF-hand calcium binding protein 3
Exons: 13
Coding region: 307-1395 (362 amino acids)
Biological process (GO): regulation of amyloid precursor protein biosynthetic process
Cellular component (GO): cytoplasm; endoplasmic reticulum; Golgi cis cisterna
Molecular function (GO): calcium ion binding
Source: RefSeq, a predicted model, not a curated record